This is a messenger RNA of Grus americana (Whooping crane), 3112 nucleotides long. Its product is annotated as transmembrane protein 68-like. Lineage: Eukaryota; Metazoa; Chordata; Aves; Gruiformes; Gruidae. Gene Ontology annotation, cellular component: membrane. The transcript has 7 exons. The record is from RefSeq and is a predicted model, not a curated record. Bases 1795 to 2934 code for a protein of 379 amino acids.
CGAAAUCUACUUUUGCCACUUAAAGACUUUAUAUCUGCAUUCUAUUGAGCUCUCUACUAGCAAAACCACUUUUACAAUGAUUUUGCUGCUUCAUGCUAGGCAAGGAAUAUAAAGUUUUUCCUAAAUGUCUUCCCUUAGGAGAAAAGCUGUUAUUGAACAACUCUGCCUUGAGCCAGAAAGGCCAGAAGCCAGCAGAAAACAUCACUGAUGGCAUCACCGGUGGAUGCUUUUUUGCAGGUUUGUGAGUCUUUCCCCUGAACCACAGCUACAGCACAACGUAUGUGCAGGAAGAAACGUAUGGCAGCCAUGCAUUUUAUUUCAUGGGAGCCACACAAGGGCUGCAACUGGGAUGAAUGUGGAUAUAAGAGGAGAUGCUCAGAUUGGAGCACCGCUUGCUAUCCUCUGCAUCUUCUGAAGCGCAGGUGGCAAGCCAAUCUGCUUGUCAGCUGAACCAAGACUCUGAAAAGUUUGGAGGCAGUCUAGCUGUUGAAGAAUCCUCUUUAGGAAUAAAUCCUACUGGACAGUCAUCGCAAAUCCCCUUUGCAGUGUUAUUGAAUAUGCUCACUUAGUCCUCUGAGUAUUUUCAAGUUAGAGUGGACCUUUCUUAAAGCAGUGUCACACUGUGAACAGCAGCUGGUGGGCAAUUCUGCCUUCCUUCAGGACCUGUGUCAGUCCUGACUCAGUACGCUGUAUCCUGGAAGAGACAAACUCCAAGUUCUCUCUCAGAACCUUCUCAUUCUUCAGAAGUUGACACUAAUCAUAAAUACAGUUUUUCACCUGGGAAACUAGAUUCUUCAUUUGCAAAUCACUGUUAUUCCUCAAUUUCUUGUUCCAUAUCAAAUAAAAUCAAUGAAAUUCUAUCACCUGUCUUAAGCAGGUCUGAUUAAUCCUUUUCUGAACUUAAAAAUUGGUACUUAUCGAUCUUAUCAGUCUAAAUACGACCUCUGUCAUAUUCGCCAUAGAGUGAACAACAGUACAACAUAAAAGUAUUACGCUUCAGGUUUCCUCUGCUUAAUUUAGCCAUAAUAGCAUGGUCUAGCUGCCUUCUAUUUAAUUACACCUCCAGUCUGCGUGACACCCUGUUCUACUAAGUUUUUUAAAGAGAUCCUUUCCUUUGCAAAACCAUCGCACAUUCUCAACUCAGUAGGCAAUGCCGCUGUCUGAAAGUUUCCCUAAUCAACGCACACGCGAAUUGAAUGGAGGCAUGUCCCGGGGGGAAGGCUCCUUUCUCCCAAGCAGAGAGCAGGUACUCCUGCCUUAUAAGCAGUGAUGGAGUCUUGCGUGGGAAGUCGUGCAAAGACUGAAAUCCACAACCCGCAGCUGUUUGAAAUCCCAUCUACCUGUAGAAUAUAUUGACUGAACUGCCUAUAAUUUCGAAGUAGCUGGAUAGGAAACACCGCUUCAUCCCCGCAGGCUAACCGCAGGCUUUCACCCCCGUCUGCAGCCGCAGCUGAAGCAGGCAGUGCGCCUUAAGCCCAGCGUUCCCGUGCCGGAACCUCCUCGCAGGCUUGUUCGUGGGCAACUCCCCCCUCGGCACCACGGAGCGAGCGGGAAGGGGAGUCCCGGCCUCCGCCGCGGACGGGGAGACCUCGGGACGGGAGCGGCCGCUCACCCGCGUCCCCCCGCGGCGGGGUGAGGAGAGCCGGGGGGCAGAGGGGGGCUUGAGGGCGCUGAGGCUGAGAUGCCGCCGAAGGCUCCGCGCGUCUCCCAUCCCCGUUUCCUUGCGAUGGGAAGCGGCUCUCGGGCGGGGACACCGCCGCCCGUCCCGGGAUUUUUAUCGCUGAAGAAUUAAAAAUGGAGAUUUGGGCGCGGAACCCACUGGGGCUGCCAGGCCCAGCCCCGCCUCCUCGGGCCUGGGCGCGGGGGCGGCGGCGCGCUUAUCCCGGGACGGGGCCCCAUCCGCGGGGUCCUUGUGACGGCCGCCGCCGCCGCGGGCAGGACAUGAUAGGUAGAAAAGAAUCCUGCGCUUCAGGACAGAUGCUGAUGACUGACCUAAGCUGCCUUGCCUACGUACUGGAAGAAUGGACUGUGGUGGAGUACCUGAAGAAAUACCUUUUUCAUGUAGUCAUUGUCUCACUGACAAUGAGUGCAAUAUUAGUUUUUUUUAUAGUUCCUUUAACAAUCCUCUUUUUCAUUUACCUUACUAAUAUUUUGCUUUUAAUAUAUCAGAGGAAUGGUGAGGUAAAAGCAGAUCCCUUGAGUGAUGUUUGGGAUAGUGCAAGGAAAGCCAUAGCAAGCUUUUGGGAUAUAUAUGCAAGAAUAUGGCAUGGUUACGAGCUUCAUGGUGUGGAAAACCUACCAGAAGGACCAGGCAUUCUUGUGUAUUACCAUGGAGCUAUUCCUGUAGACUACCUUUACUUUUUGUCUAGGCUGUUUCUCUGGAAAAAAAGACUUUGUCUGUCAGUAGCUGAUCAUUUUGUCUUUCGUUUACCAGGACUUAAAUUAUUAUUGGAAGUGACGGGCGUUAUGCCAGGUACAAGGGAAGAAUGUCUCAUUGCACUGAAGAAUGGACACUUGGUGUCCAUCUCGCCAGGUGGAGUUAGAGAAGCACUAUUCAGUGAUGAAAGUUAUCAACUCAUGUGGGGAAAUCGAAAAGGGUUUGCUCAGGUCGCUCUAGAUGCAAAAGUGCCCAUCAUUCCAAUGUAUACUCAAAAUGUCCGGGAAGGAUAUAGGAUGUUUAAAGAAAGAAGAUUUUUUAGACAGCUGUAUGAAAGUACUCGAUUGCCGUUUACUCCUCCGUAUGGAGGACUUCCAGUUAAAUUUCGCACAUAUAUUGGGGAGCCAAUCCCUUACGAUCCGAAUAUAACUACAGAGGAAUUAGUUGAAAAGACAAAGACUGCCGUCCAGGCUCUCAUAAGCAAGCACCAAACAAUCCCAGGCAGCAUAUGGAAGGCUUUACUGGAGCGAUUUGAUAAACGUCGUAAAAGUGAUUAGAAUGCUUAUGUUUAUUUCAUUGUUUUUACAGCAUACAGUAAAAAACAAUGUCCUACGGCAAUGAUGACUAAUAAUUGGUGUUCAACCAGUUUAAUUUACAAGUUUCUACAGAUUUGACAGAAGAAAACAAUUAACCUCUUGAAGGUUUGCCUGUGUCUUUGAAGAUAUUCUGAAGUCA